Messenger RNA from Branchiostoma floridae (Florida lancelet), 2260 nucleotides. RefSeq names its product U-scoloptoxin(05)-Er1a-like. Lineage: Eukaryota; Metazoa; Chordata; Leptocardii; Amphioxiformes; Branchiostomatidae. The transcript is spliced from 4 exons. The record is from RefSeq and is a predicted model, not a curated record. Bases 1330 to 1857 code for a protein of 175 amino acids.
ACAGUGGUUUGGUAUACAUAUGGUGAUACUAGUUUAGAUAAGAAAUAUUUUGUUUAUGUGUUAGUUACUAGGCUAAUUAUGAGGAGUUGAUCAAUUGCUAAGGCCCGUAGAUAUAGCGCUGCACAUGCACAAGAGUGGCCAAAUGUACGAAUAAUGAAUUUCAUGGUCGGUUAGAGCGGAUUUCCUUCAUAUCAAAAUACGUUGCCAUGCUAAUUUGUUAGUCAUUUAUCAACUACCAAACGCCGUCUGGAGUAUAGUAUGUUAGAGCCAGUCUUAAACGGCACAACAGAGUUGUCCUGGGUUACGGUGGAAACAUGUCGUGUAAAGUACAAUUCUAUAUAAACUAUCAGUUCCAUUGUUUACACUGCCCGUAUUAAUAGUUUAAUUUUUAAUAGUACAUUCACUCAACUGUAGGUCUAAAAUUACAUGUUCUAUUGGUACAAUCAUACAGUUGACAUGAAUGAGUCAUCGGUCCUAAAUAAAAAUGUGUAUAUUUCAUGUAACGGUGAGGCCGCACUGGUUUGAUCACAUGGAUGACAUCCUCUUAGCACCCCAAAACUGAUUCGGGCAUGCGAUAAAACGUUGGGCAAAAAAAGACGACUUCAGUUGUCUUCAUUAUGGAAUCUAAGAAAAACUGAAUACACAGAACAUGAUGAACCAAAUAAUAAGUUAUAUAUUUUUUAAGACUUUGCUCGGACUUUCUUUGGACACGAAGAACAUCUUCAGCCAUAUUUUACCGAUAGAUAUGGCAAAGAAUUACAAUUGGAAUAAUUACGACAUCUUGUGCGUUUUCUGAUACUUUUUGGUGACUUAGCAGGAAUCAAGCAGAACCAGUCGGAAUGAAGUAUUUGCAAAAUUCGUGCUACAUUCGGGUGGGAAUUCCAAAUGGACCUUAUAUCCCCAUAUAUUUGCUCGUUUUGCAGCUUCAUUGUACGAUUCACCGUACAAAUAAAGAAGGUCUAGGUGGGUGGAUAGCAGUGGUGUUUGGUUUGUGGGUAGGUCUUGGGAAGAUGAAGGUCAUGGUCGAUUUAGAAAUUAUCUCUUGCACAGUAACAGGGCUUCCGUUUUUCGUAUCUUUUAUCCUGGGCAUGAUAUGCUCAUAUUUUUGUUUGAAAAAUGUAACCUAGCCACGCAUUACAGGACUGUGUUUCUAGUAAGAAAAAACUCUUUAUCUGCACGGGCUGUGUUAUCAAACUGCAGAAACGUACCAUUAACUCUUACAACACGCUAUCAAUACAAGACGUCAUUACUUGCGUUACUUAGGAUAAACUGUACAUAUAGUCACUAUAUCGUAACCUGCCGUGAGGUUUGGGUGCCAAAGUCAGCGGUAUGAAUAUCCACAUUCUGUUCAUCAUUUCUCUGCUUUCCAAACAAGUGGCGGCUAUAGACUGUUCCCAGUGCACGUUCCCGGACACGCAGAACCCUGAUGACGUCACAUGCAUCACCAGCCCCCCAGCGGCCACCUCCUGUCCCCCCAACACCACGCGGUGUGAGGCCGCCGUCAGCGCCAGCAUGAGGGGUGGCGCCCUGCCCAUCGUUCUGAGUUUCAGGCGCAUGUGCAGCAGUGUUCAGGGUAACCAGGGAUGUGCGCAGGCUCAGAACACACAAGAGUGCCAGACGACCUGCGGCACGGACGGCUGCCUGCCGGAUGACCCUACUGACGCCAUCAGAGAUGACACCUGUAGCGGCACGGCUCAGGGCGGGGGCGGUGGUGCAGGUGGGGGCGCCAACCAGAACACCGGCAACGGGACGCAACAGGCUGGAGCCGGGAGUAAUGGUGGUGUCAUUCCUGAAAGCAGCAUGAUUACCAUGACUACCAUCACCAUGGUUAUUGUGAGAUCAACAUCAACAACAUAAGCAAGUUCUUCUACAGCCUUUCAAGAUUGCGUAACUGUGUCUCACGUGGCAAAUGUAGGUCUUGUUAGCAAAUGACGUUGCUUGGAGCAAUGUGUAAGUACAAGACAGCAAUGCAAAUGUAGGAACAAUGCAGUGUCUUGCAAGAGAAGACUUUCAACACAUUCAGGGAAUCUUUUGCAUUCUCAUUUUUCGCAAUUCGUUGUACGUUGCUCAGCAAAAUGACGUUUGUAUAUUCAAGGAAUUUUUAAAAACUCCUUGUUUUUUUCUUUACAUGUUAAGCUAAUUCCCUGUGAGAUGAAGACCAACAGUAGGCCUUCAAUACACACAUUAACAUAUCCAUUGUAGUGUAUUAAAAACUUUUGAAAACAUGGGAACUGAGGUGUAUAGUUUCAUGUUUCUUGUU